AUGGGUUCGAAGGGUCAGCAUGUGGAUCUGAUGUCGUUAGAUGUCCAGCAGCUUUUGGAGGUUAAGAAGCAGCUCGAAACAGAGGUGCAGCACCUGACUUCAUCCUUCGGACAGCUCAAGGCAGCACAGGCCAAAUUUAAGAGCUGCAUCGAAAGCGUAGCUUCUGUGAAACCUGAGAACAAAGACAAGACAACUUUGAUCCCAUUAACAUCAUCGCUGUACGUUCCUGGCAAGCUUUCGGAUCUGGAAAAAGUUAUCGUCGAUGUGGGCACUGGCUACUUUGUGGAAAAGUCAACGGCGGAUGCCACCCGAAUGUACCAGGAAAAGGUCGAAUUCCUCACCAAGAACCUGGAGCAACUACAAGAAACGGUAUUGCGACAGCAAGAGAAUCUGCAGACAACUGUCGAGAUGAUUCGACUUAAAGCAAGAGCUGAGCAGCAAGCCACUUCUUCGGAACCUGGCCGAGGCGCAGCACAGACAGCAGCAGCGUCCUGA
Messenger RNA from Mycosarcoma maydis (corn smut), 495 nucleotides. Its product is annotated as putative prefoldin subunit 5. Bases 1 to 495 code for a protein of 164 amino acids. The transcript is spliced from 5 exons. NCBI's taxonomy places the organism in Eukaryota, Fungi, Basidiomycota, Ustilaginomycetes, Ustilaginales. Gene Ontology annotation, biological process: protein folding; regulation of DNA-templated transcription. The record is from RefSeq and is a predicted model, not a curated record. Gene Ontology annotation, cellular component: cytoplasm; prefoldin complex.